Messenger RNA from Fundulus heteroclitus (mummichog), 1124 nucleotides. It is a transcript of the gene parapinopsina, whose product is annotated as parapinopsin a. The transcript is spliced from 5 exons. NCBI's taxonomy places the organism in Eukaryota, Metazoa, Chordata, Actinopteri, Cyprinodontiformes, Fundulidae. The coding region runs from base 1 to 1035 and encodes 344 amino acids. Gene Ontology annotation, cellular component: photoreceptor outer segment; membrane. Gene Ontology annotation, biological process: G protein-coupled receptor signaling pathway; visual perception. The record is from RefSeq and is a predicted model, not a curated record. Gene Ontology annotation, molecular function: G protein-coupled receptor activity.
AUGGAGCACGCUACCCUCAGUGGAAACAGCUCAGCUAAUAGUUUUAGCCGCUCAGAGCUCCUGCCUCAAUGGGGAUACACACUACUGGCCCUUAUCAUGGGUGUUUUCUCUUUAGGGGGGAUUGUCCUCAACAUCGUUGUGAUUGCGGUGACAGCAGCUCACAGAAAGCUGAGGCAGCCGCUGAGCUAUGCCCUGGUUAACCUUGCUGUAUGUGACCUGGGCUGUGCUGUGUUUGGAGGCCUGCCCACCACGUUCAACGGCGCCAUGGGACGCUUCAGCCUGGGACGUUUGGGCUGCGUGUUUGGAGGCUUUGCUGUUUCCUUUUUUGGUAUAUCUGCUCUCUGUACAGUGGCUGUCAUUUCUGUUGAGCGGUACAUUGUGGUGUGUUAUCCCAUGGGGGCUGUUCUUUUCCAGACCAGGCAUGCAGUCGCAGGUGUGGUCCUCUCCUGGGUGUGGUCAUUUGUGUGGAACACCCCGCCUUUGUUUGGGUGGGGAAGUUAUGACCUAGAAGGGGUUAAAAUUUCCUGCGCACCAAACUGGUACAGCCGUGAUGCUGCUAACAUGUCCUAUAUCAUCAUCUACUUCUCUUUAUGUUUUGCGGUGCCUUUUUCAGCCAUCAUGGUGUCCUACUCCAAACUCUUAUGGACCCUUCAUAAGGUCACUAAGCUGCAAACGUCUGAGAGUAGACGCACUUAUCAUGUGGAGAGGCAGGUUGCCCGCAUGGUUGUGGUGAUGGUUCUGGCCUUCUUGGUCACUUGGCUGCCUUAUGCAGCAAUGGCCCUGGCUGUCAUCAUGGACCCUAGUCUUUAUGUAGACCCCGUCAUUGCCACCAUACCCGUUUAUUUAGCCAAAAGCAGCACUGUCUACAACCCCAUCAUAUACAUCUUCAUGAACAGACAGUUUCGGGGCUGCGUUGUUCCUGUAGUUCUGUGUGGAUGGAGCCCGUGGCCCGCCGAAGCCCAAAUAUCUGAUGCUGCCACCACUGUAGCGUCAGUACACAAAAACAACAAAGUUGUAGAGGAGCCACCUUCGUAAGAAUGAAAAUACUUUUAAAAGCUUUUGGUUUUAAUUGUAAGGUAUACAGUUAUACAGCACUGCAGAAAGAUGUCUGGGUGGUGUAUUGU